Messenger RNA from Acaulospora morrowiae, 1956 nucleotides. NCBI's taxonomy places the organism in Eukaryota, Fungi, Glomeromycota, Glomeromycetes, Diversisporales, Acaulosporaceae. The record is from the annotation of a GenBank genome assembly.
AUGGGUCAUCCAUGUAGCGAUGAACAUCAUGUCAUUGAUUUCAGUGCAGGAACCUUCUUGAAUAUCCACACGCACACGGUUGAGGUUGUAGGUAGAGAGGUAGGUCGAGGGAAGGCGUGUAUUGAUCUUAUCUGUCCGGAUUAUAAGUGUGGCUUGAUCAUCAAGUAUGAGACUUGCAUUCUAAAUUGGUUUCAAGUGUUCGAUUACUUGGAUUCGAUAAAUACGGCUGAAAUGACAUGGAAAUCGAAUAAAAGAAUUCGAAAUGAAGGAAACAUUACUUCGGAAAUUGCAUCCCGAAGGUCAAUUCGACUUCAGCAAAGGUUCAAGCAUGUUGAAGAGGUGAAGGAUGUUCCGUAUCUUCCGGACGAAGUCAUCAAUAACAUAUUUGAGUAUUUGAACCUCGGUACAAAAUAUGCUUGUUUAUUUAUUAGUCGAAGAAUGUGUCGAUUGAUGGUUCAAAUAUUGUGGAGAGCACCAUUUAAAUUUUGCACUUCCUUCGGGAAUCAUAAAUUGAUUACAACAUAUGUGUCAUGCCUCGACCCCUCUAGGAGGGAAGUAUUAAAACAGGCGGGCAUUAUCUUACCCGAUAAUAUGUCGACUCCUUUGUUUCCAUACCAAUGUUACCUUAAGGAGUUUUCGUUGAAUCCAUUUGAGAAUAUGGUUUUUUGGUGGUACACUCAGAAUCAGAAAUUAGAUGGAAUAAGUCGAUUUGGAUUGCCACGUAAUUUUGAAAUUUUGAUGACCGAAAUGUCGCAGCUCAUAUUUAACUCAGCUUGUUUAAAACAUGUGGACAUUUCUUUAGACUCGGCGUGCACCUUUUUACCAGAGUUUCAAUCAUUUUCGAGAUUCAAGUUUAUCGGAGAAAACAUCACGUCUCUGUCCACAGGCAUAUUUUUUGUAAGUUCCGAAGCGACGAGCAAUCAACUUAUCGAAUUAUUGAAAUCCACGGAAACCUCGGUUAAUAAAAUUCAGUGCAUGGAUAUAAUUCAUUUUUGUGAUUACGUGCCGGAAUUUGUAAGAUUGAUAAAAGCGCAGAGUAAUCUUCGGCAAUUAUCAUUGCGAGAUUCGAAUAUAGUCAAACCAAUUCUUAGAGUAUUGUCAACCACGGCAACGACGACCCUAACAUGGCUGGGAUUGGAAAUGAUAAGUCUUCAACCAAAAUCGUUAGUGUUGCUCACAACCUGUCAAAAUUUGGAAACUCUGGUGCUUGUAAACUGCCUGGAUGUUCCAGUAGACGAAUUCAUCCCCUCCGACGAGCCUCCAAUUGAUCAUCAAUUCGUUAACUUGAGGAAAUUGCAUAUCAUAGAUAAUAGAGCUUUUUUUUACGUCGAUCUUACCGGCCUCAGAGAAAUAUUUCAGAUGACAUCCCGAUCCUUAAAAGAACUCAUCAUAGAUAUGGCUUGUAGUCUUCAGAUGCGGGCAUUGCUUUCAUCAAUGAUCGAGAUUUCACCGAUGAUCACUUCCCUGGCAGUGUGCGGAGGACAAAGUGAUAUUAUGUUCAAGGAAUUCCAAGAGUGGUUAGAGAUUUCAAAGCUGGAGUGCUUAAUCUUGAGACUUAAUGAAAACAAUAUUGGUACCUUCAUCAAGGAUUUAUGCACCCAUUUUCCGAAUUCCCUUGUGCACUUGGAUAUUGACUCGUUGAUCACACCAACUCAAUUAUCCAAUUUUUUGAACAAGUGUGACCAUGUAAACUUCAAGAGAUUGGGGUUGAACGAUAGGAGAGGGAUUAACGACGAACACUUGCAUAUAUUAAUGAAAUACGCAGAAUAUUUUGGAAGUUUGGAAAUAGUGGAAUACGACAGGUGGGCAACGAGAAAUAAGUGGGUGAAACCAUCAAAGUUUAGUGAUGAAAAGUUGAAGAAAGCUGGAAGAUUCAUUAGGGUCAUUAGGCGGGAUGUGUCUUAUCCAUUUCACAAUCCAAUGGAUUCCAACCUGCUUUACGGGCGAAUUCUUUGA